AUGGCUGACCAGUACAGUAUGUUUCUCACCACGGCGCCCCCCCUGCGGCGAGGAAGCACACCCCUGCCUGUCAAACACCAGCUGCGGAGGGAAGAGGCUGUGUCCGAGGACUGCGAUUGGAUGCCGGGCUUGGAGCAGUCUGCCACGUCGCCCAUCAGUGACACAGCGGUGGCUCGGGAUGAGUCCCUCGGCCAAUCGGCAGCUGCACAGUCAACUUAUCGCAGCCACGGCGGAGCUUUGAGAAUAGUACUGCUGGGACAGAACGGCGUGGGCAAGUCGUCGCUGGCCUUAUCUCUGGCCGGGCAGUCCGACAGAUCCCUCUCUAUAGACUCUGAGACACAAGCAUGUGGUGAGGGCUACGAGUGCUCGGUGACGGUCGACGACGAGGACAGCAAAGUCAUAAUUUUCGACAACUGGAAACAGGACCUGUCCGCUCUACAGUGUGACGUGUGUAUCCUGGUCUUCUCGGUGACUGACAGGCGGAGUUUCCACCGCACCUCCCAGCUCCGCCUCCUCCUCAGGGAGGCCCAGCCACACACACCAAUCAUCCUGGUGGGCAACAAGAGCGACCUGGUCCGAUCCCGUGAAAUCAGCUCAGAGGAGGCCCAAUCCAGCGCCACGAUGUUCGACUGCGUCUACCUGGAGCUCUCAGCCUCCCUGGACCACGGUACCAAUGAGCUUCUGGAGGCAACCAUUCGGUCUGCAAGGGGCGACUGCGUGGGCCCAGGUUGGACCGACGGGGACCCGGGGGCCGGCCGCAGGGAGAGCCUGACCAGCCGGGCCAAACGCUUCUUGGCAGGGCUGGUACCGCGCACGUACGGCCGAGACCGCGACAGGGAUCGAGGCCGUUACCGGGAGAUGAGCCGCCACCGGGGCAGCAAGAUCUUCCGCCAGAAGUCUCGCUCCUGCCAUGACCUUAGUGCACUGUGACACACUGUGACACAUAUGUACACACAAGCAAAAAGACACUCCCACACACGUACACACAAAACCAGAGUGAAAGGUAUUGAGGGGGAGGAAAAUAUGAAAGAGGAGGAGAAAUGGGCAAAAUGGAAGAUAGGAGCAAGAAGAGGAAUGAGAAAACUUAGUUGUAAGAGUUGUAAAAUCAGAGUGGUUGAGGUAUAUACAUUUAGCUAUGGUAAGUAAAGGUCAAGGGAGAAGAAAAGGAGACAAGACUGGGAUAAAGAGAUGGUUAGAACUGAAAUCAUCCUGGAUCUAAGCACUCAAUCUUUAUCUUCUCCCUAUCGAUAGAACACAUUUUGAGGUCAGGAUUUAGAGAAGCAAGCAGAGAAACAGAUUAGGAAGUGACC
Messenger RNA from Limanda limanda (common dab), 1310 nucleotides. It is a transcript of the gene rem2, whose product is annotated as RAS (RAD and GEM)-like GTP binding 2. Gene Ontology annotation, molecular function: GTP binding; calcium channel regulator activity; GTPase activity. Bases 1 to 930 code for a protein of 309 amino acids. The transcript is spliced from 5 exons. Gene Ontology annotation, cellular component: plasma membrane. The record is from RefSeq and is a predicted model, not a curated record. NCBI's taxonomy places the organism in Eukaryota, Metazoa, Chordata, Actinopteri, Pleuronectiformes, Pleuronectidae.